Molecule: messenger RNA, 984 nt
Organism: Helianthus annuus (common sunflower)
Lineage: Eukaryota; Viridiplantae; Streptophyta; Magnoliopsida; Asterales; Asteraceae
Product: 23 kDa jasmonate-induced protein
Exons: 2
Coding region: 142-762 (206 amino acids)
Source: RefSeq, a predicted model, not a curated record
AUGGAAAAAGACUUGGGGGGCUGCUUAGGAUAAGGUGUACCUUGUCUCUGGAGGCUUAUAAAUAAGGGCAACACCCAUGCAUUAAUAUUCAAACAAAACAUCAACUUGAUUUGUAAUAACACCACUUGAGAUCAACAAACAAUGGCAGCAACCGCAGUUCGUGUGUUUGGCAGACCAAUCACUCAAGGAACUCGUACCCAAAGGGCCCAAACAGCCAAGAACUACCAAAAUGCCGAUGGCAAGCUCGACCAGGUGUUGCAGGCUUCAAUCCACUCUCAGAAAGCGGCUGUGGGUGGGGCCAACGCAGCUACCGUUAGCACCACAUUUGGCAGGGUUUACAAUGCCACGGGUGACCCUGUAACUUAUGUGACUGCAUACGAUUGGCAGGGAAAUGUCGUUGGGCAGUACCCGGUGAACAUCCAAAAUGGGCAGUGGGCUAUUUUUGAGCAUGUUGGCACUCGUGGCACUAACCGCAAAGGAUCAGUCGCUGCUGUUGUGUUCAACAUUCAAGAUUGCAGUGAUUCAAUGAUUGCUUGGAACAACCCUUGGAAAACUUCCACUAGUGGAAACAACACUGCUUAUUGUGAGAUGAAUGAUUCUGGAUACUUUGAUGACCCUACUGUUUGGGAUGCAAUCUUGGAAAAGCUUAUGUCUUCUGGUACUGAAAGUCAAGCAAGUAUGGAAGGUUAUGCUACAAAAGUGAGUAUCGACGCAGGAGGCAACACUCCGUCUUACAGUGCCAUUUUCUAUCUCGACGUCUAGAUAGAUGUAAUAAUAAUAAUAAGGCAACGUGAUGGAAACCUGCAGCCGCUGAUCUAGUAUUCCAGUACUAUGUGUGGUUGUAGUAAUAUACAAUAAGCCAACUAUAGUAGGUGAUGAUUGGCUAAAGUUUCACAUGAAUAAAAAGUUGUCUUGGUUUGUACUUGAUCGACACUAGUGUAACCAUAACGUGUUUUAAAUACAAACAAAUAACAUUAACAAACA